AUGGAAGACAGAUCUCUCAUUACUUUCUCAAUCACAGUCAAACCCAUCUGCGACAAUCAUACUGAAAACCAUAACUACUACGCCUACCCCUACCCCUACCCCUGCCCCUGCCCCUGCCCCUACACUACACUACUCGACUGUCUUCUUCAAGGACUGUUCUCAAGACCUUUCCCAUUCAACACAGCUAGGUUUGGUGUUGGAAAAAACAAGGCUAGGUUCAACGCCGCCGAGCUGUCACAACAAAUGCAACCAGUGUCACCCAUGCAUGGCGGUGCAAGUGCCUACACUACCGAUUCACGACCGAGUCCAUCCGGGUCAACUCAAAUCGAAGCCGUUAGACAAUUUAGACACGUCAACGUCAUCGGCGGGGAACAGGUACACCAAUUACAAGCCACUUGGAUGGAAGUGCAGAUGCGGUGCCAACUUUUACAACCCUUAAAUUAA
This is a messenger RNA of Fraxinus pennsylvanica, 444 nucleotides long. The record is from the annotation of a GenBank genome assembly. Lineage: Eukaryota; Viridiplantae; Streptophyta; Magnoliopsida; Lamiales; Oleaceae.